Messenger RNA from Phlebotomus papatasi, 2287 nucleotides. It is a transcript of the gene Uba2, whose product is annotated as SUMO-activating enzyme subunit 2. Gene Ontology annotation, molecular function: SUMO activating enzyme activity. The record is from RefSeq and is a predicted model, not a curated record. Gene Ontology annotation, biological process: protein sumoylation. The coding region runs from base 208 to 2166 and encodes 652 amino acids. NCBI's taxonomy places the organism in Eukaryota, Metazoa, Arthropoda, Insecta, Diptera, Psychodidae. The transcript has 4 exons. Gene Ontology annotation, cellular component: cytoplasm; SUMO activating enzyme complex.
AGUGUCUCGUCGUUAAAGGGUUAAAAAUAGUGAUCGUUACAAAAAAAUUAAAAUAUUAGUUCAAAGAAUGACCAUUAGAAGAUAAAAGAGCGCUGUCAGUCAGAGAACGCCGUGAAAAGAACAGCGUCUUGCACAAUUUGUCUAUUUCUCACGAUUUUCUGACUAUUUUCCAUUUUUUACGUGCUAAAAGUCUAAAAGGAAGGAAUAAUGGCAGCGUUGCUGGAUGGAGUGUUUGAGGGAGACCUGCAGAAGAAAGUAUCCUCUGCUAAGAUUCUCGUGGUCGGAGCUGGUGGAGUGGGAUGUGAAGUACUAAAGAAUCUCGUCAUGUGUGCAUUCCAGAACAUUGAGAUUAUCGAUUUGGACACCAUUGAAGUCAGCAAUCUCAAUCGCCAAUUCCUCUUUCACCGCGAGCAUGUAGGCAAGUCCAAAGCUCAAGUGGCUAGGGACAGCGCAUUGGCCUUCAAUCCUGACACUAACAUUGUAGCUCAUCAUGACAGUAUUACGGAUACAAAGUUUGGCGUUACGUACUUUCAGGGCUUUGAUAUUGUCCUGAAUGCCCUUGAUAAUCGUGUGGCGCGAAAUCAUGUCAACAGGAUGUGCCUGACCGCCAAGGUGCCCUUGAUUGAGACUGGAACUUCAGGGUACAAUGGACAGGUGGAGUUAAUUCAGAAGGGGGUUACUCCUUGCUAUGAAUGCACUCCCAAGGCAAAAGAGAAGACGUUCCCCGGCUGCACCAUCCGGAAUACCCCUUCAGAACUUAUUCACUGCAUCGUCUGGGCUAAGCACUUGUUCAAUCAGCUCUUUGGUGAGGACAAUGCUGAUGAAGACGUAUCUCCAGACACUGCAGAUCCUGAGGCAGCUGGAGAGGCUGGUCAGGAGGCCCUCGAGGCCAAAUCGAAUGAUGUGGGAAAUGUGGAGAGGCAGAGUACUAGAGCUUGGGCACAGAGCAUUGACUACGACAGUGAGAAACUCUUCAAUAAGCUCUUCCACGAUGACAUCAGGUACCUCCUGAGCAUGUCGAAUCUCUGGAAGAAACGUACCCCACCAGACCCUAUUAAGUUUGGUGCAGUAGGCACUGGGUCCGCCCAAGAGGACUACAAGGGUAUGGCACGGGAUCAGAAGGUUUGGAGUCUAGAGAAGAGCACUCAAGUCUUUGCUGAAAGUGUCUCAGCCCUGAGGACAGCACUGAAAGCCCUUCAAGCUGGAGAUACACUUGUCUGGGACAAAGAUGACAGCGAUGCAAUGGACUUUGUCACAGCCUGUGCCAACAUCCGGGCCACAAUUUUCCACAUUGCUACGAAAAAUCGCUUCGAAGUAAAAUCAAUGGCAGGGAAUAUUAUUCCAGCCAUUGCCACAACAAAUGCUAUUGCAGCUGGUGUGGCUGUUCUGCAUCUACUGAAAGUGCUCAGGAAUCAAAUAUCAUCCUGUCAGUCGGUCUACAUGCGCCUCAGGCCCAAUCCUCAGAAUCAAAUUAUCGUCAGGGAGAAAUUUUUGACAAAACCGAAUCCUGAUUGCGCCGUGUGCAGUGUAAAGCCCCAAGUCAUUGUACGCGUGAAUGUGGCCGAGAUGCUAAUUGGAGACUUUCGAAAGAGCGUCCUGCUGGAGAAACUUGGCACCAAGACACCUGAUGUUAUCCUCGAUGGAAAAGGCUCCAUUGUGAUUAGUUCAGAAGAAGGAGAUGAAGAUCUCAAUGAUGAGAAAUUACUGCAGGAAAUGGGUAUUGUUGAUGGUUGCAUAUUGAAGGUGGAUGAUUUCCAGGAUAACAAUCAGAUUACUCUGGUGAUUGUAAAUGACGAGAAACAGGAUGGAAAAUCUUUUGAAGUGACUAUUGAUGCUGAGGUGGAAAAGAAAGCACCAUCUGGCGAAGAGAUCUCACGGGAGGAAGAGCAGGAGGAGCCCGUGGCCAAAAAGGCUCGUAUUGAUAAAUCAGAAGAGCCCAAUAAGAAGGAAAACAACGUCCCAGGUAGCAGCAAGCAAACUGUGGAAGAUUCUGAUGAUGAUUUGGAAAUUGUGGAGUCAGAAGAUGAAAUUCCGGCUCCAGCAACGACAUCAGGUGUUAAGAGGAAGCAAGCCCCGGAAGAGGAAGAGCCAGUUGAAAAGAGAAAAAAGGUGGUUGAACCUACGACAACUGUUGAAGAUGAUGAAGAUGUGAUUCUUGUGGAGUAGAAGCAAUCCCUGGACCACCAAGUUCUUAAUAUUAUAUUUAUCCAAAAAACCUUCAAUUAAUUUAAAAUGUCUCAAUAAAGGGAAUAUAAUGAAAAUUUCAAUAAAAUUCGUGAAAUUCAAA